UGUCACAUAGACGGUUGUCCCCAGCAGCUUCAACGUCCUCCUCCCACAGCACAACACUCCGACACAAUGGGGCUGUAAUGUCAGCGACGGGCGAGAUUUGAGCAUCUUCUCUAGAGUACUGAAUCAGUGUAUGGAUUUAAUGAUGAUGAAGAAGAAGAAAUUCAAGUUCAAGGUGGAUUUUGAGCUGGACGAGCUCUCCUCGGUCCCCUUUGUGAACGGUGUCCUCUUCUGUAAAGUCCGGCUGCUGGACGGCGGGUUUUCAGAGGAGUCAUCUCGGGAGCCAGUGCAUGCUAACAGUGUACGAUGGAAGAAACGGUUCUCUUUCCCCUGCAAGAUGAGUGCCAAUGCAGGGACGGGUGUACUGGACCCUUGUGUGUGCCGUGUGUCUGUCAGAAAGGAGCUGAAAGGUGGAAAAGCAUUUGCAAAGCUUGGUUUUGCAGAUCUGAAUUUAGCAGAGUUUGCUGGCUCAGGUAAUACAACUCGCAGAUGUCUGCUGGAAGGCUACGAUACCAAAAAUACUCGCCAGGAUAACUCCAUUCUCAAGGUCAUCAUCAGUACACAGCUCAUGUCAGGAGACCCCUGUUUUAAAACGCCCCCCUCCACAGCCACAGUGAUCGGGAUCCAGGGUGAUGGAGAGAGCCUGCUGGAGGAGAGGAGAGGAGGCGACUCACAGAAAGGAUGUUCUGCAGAGAGUCGAGAAGGGAAGUGUCCUGUUGUUUCCGAUGAACUCGGGGGCUGUGGCCACUCCCGAACAUCCAGCUACGCCAGCCAACAGUCCAAACUCUCAGGAUACAGCACAGGUCACUCCCGCUCCUCCAGCAUGUCAGAGUUCAGCCACCGGAGAAACCACUCAGUGGGCAGCGCCUCGACGGGCAUCGGUAGCAUCCCAGAGCCAAGCGACGACCGAGAGUCCAGACCCUGUCCAGCUCUACCUGAACACCCGGUCCCCCCCGCAACCACUAGCAACCCAGCGGGGACACCUGUACGGAGCGCCUCGUCCUGUGAACGCCUCAACAGACACCCUGUUAAGCAGGACUCCAUGGAGUCUCAGCUGAAGAGAAUGGACGACACGCGGGUCGAUGCUGACGAUGUUGUGGAAAAGAUUCUCCAGAGUCAAGACUUCACACCAAGCCUACUAGACUCCAGUGCUGAAGAGGAAGGCUUGCGCCUGUUCGUCGGCCCUGGGGGAAGCACGGCGCUGGGAAGCCAUCACCUCCCUACCAGGGUUGGUGCUGGAGCGUAUGAGCAGGUGGUGAUAAAGCGUUAAGACCCGCAGCCUCAAAGAUGGGGAUUCACACCGAUGACAUCGAGGCAAGCCUGUGUCGAUAUCAAUCUGCAUUCCUACAGCGGGCCUGAUCACUCUGAACGGUUGACAUGACAACAGCGCCCUCCUGUGUUCAUAUGUCUUUUUCGACACUGUAGCUCCCAGAGAAGGUGAACAUACAGAUAUGAUAUUGAAAAAAUAACAUGUAACGAAAACUGUCCACGCCUCAUUUUCUAGGUGUUUCUAGACUAAUCUUUUUGAGGUCACACUUUAUCAGUGAGCAUUCAAACCAAACCCAUUUUAAACAUUUAGGAACUUGAAGAAGACAAGUUAUUGGUGUGCAUCAUGGCACUGAAAUUCACACUGAAGAGGAGUAUGCAAUGCGCUUUCAAUACAUUCCUUUAGUCUCUCAGUGUUUGUUUUAGGCUUCCUUUUCAAAUAGGGUGUUCUUUUUAAUAUUCACCUAUACGCUGCUUAAACGUUGUAGUUGUUGGCACUCUGAUAACAGUUUUGGAAAUUGAGAAUAUUUUACUACAAAGAAGAGGCAUCAGCUAUUUGAUGAGUGGACUGUGUGUGUGUGUGUGUGUGUGUGUGUGUGUGUGUGUGUGUGUGUGUGUGUGUGUGUGUGUGUGUGUGUGUGUGUGUGUGUGUGUGUGUGUGUGUGUGUGUGGCACAUUUUAUAAUUAGCAGUAACACAAUCUCUUGUAAGAAUUGCUGUAUAGGUACUUUCAAAGAGAAAUUGGGAGAACAUAAGAAUUUGCUGACUUAGUAUUUGUUUGCUGAGCACUAUUUUGGUAAAUCCUGCAGAAAUAAUCCUGCAGAAAUAAUCUGCCCUACAAAGGCAAGCGCAGAAUCAAUACAUUUGUUCAGAACUUGGGUUUUUAGGACAAUAACUGACAUCUAAGUAAUUCAGUUUCUUGAUCUCACUCUCUCAGCAGAUCUAAUUACCUCCAUCUUUGCCUUUUACUUAUACUUAGGUGCGUUGGUAUUACUAAGCUACCUUAAAAUCACAUAUAAAUGAUUUCACUAUAAAUACAUUAUAACAGAACAAACAAAUACAUUUAUAUUAUAUAAUCUAAAGACUAUAAACAUUUAACAAAGAUUAUUUUAGUAAACAAACAAGUUUAAAAGGAAAAUAAAGCUGAAAUAACACAUGAUGGUACAAACUGUUUCCUCUCAAAAUCCCCUAAAGAUUAUCCUGAGUACAGUAUCUGUUUUUAUUUUUGCUCUUUUUUGUAUAAUCUUAAUCCUAUGGCAACUCAUUUUAUUGGUAAUAUAAUCCGCCUUAAUUGUUCAAAUGAAGGUAUUACAACUGUGUUGUCUGUUAAGCAGUUUGCCUUUCUUCUCAAGUGACAGCUGUCUGCCUUUGUAGGGCUGUAAAUAGAGAGCAUAAAAAGGGGCUUCUAUGAUAAAAACGACUAUAAAAAAGGGCAUAUAUCUAAUGCCCAGCUUUUCUGCUAUGUGUCUAAUGUAUAACUGCUUAGCGAGGUUAACUACAUCUUUCUGAGCUGGCCUGUUGACCAGGAAGCUACCAUCUGUGAACAAAUGGAAGAUCCUGUGACGUACUAACAAUUCAACCUGUGUAACUGACGCAUAUCGUAAUUUGUAUCACUCAAAGAUUGUACAGAGAAAGAUUGUAAAGUGAAGGACUAGUUCAGUAAUCCACUGCCAUGAAGAAAAUACUCAACUGCACCUGUUUUUAGAUUUAAAAAAUGUGUAUCUUUACCUCAGAACAUCUGGACUGUAAGAUCUGACAACAGUCUGAUUAACCGACGCAAUCAAUACAUAAACGAUUAGUGCUAAAAUAUCAUCAAACAAUAUAAAUCUACUGAAAAUGUCAUCCAGCCUAAUAGGAGAUUAGGUGCACAAUGUAUUCAGUUCAUAAGCAAAUCAGCCAAAGUACACAACACACUGUUAUUAUCUUGACAGCCCUAUGCAUAAUGAGAAUAUUAGCCGCUUUAUAACUAGUGAUAACAGACCGUACAGUAUCUGUAAUCUUCUGUCUCCCGUCAUAAGCCAUAGUAGAGGUAGGAUACCUCCUCUUCUAGAUAAACUAUACUUGUUAUAUCAAUAUCCGCACAAGCUUCAUCAGUGUAUGGUGUUUUAACUAUACGUCAGUGUUCUGUUUUUACGUUGGUGUGUUCUGCAUGAUUAAGACGUCCUUUUGUUGGCUUGCAGAACUUGACACAUAUUCAUGUAUGUCCUAAUUUGAUGUUGUGCCAUUUUGUUUUAAUCUGAAUAUUGAACACAUUGAAGGAACCAUUUUGCUUGCCUAUUCAGCAUGUAGGAAAACAUUUUGUCGUCAUGUUAACAGCAGAUAUCUGCACCGUGUAUGAUGUAACUGUAAAUCCAUGUUUUCAUUUUGUGUUUUUCAUUGUUGGCUUGGUGUAAAUGUCCCAUGUUGAAAUCUCAUCUAUAAAAGAAAACUUUUUCUUUUUUUAUCAUAAAUUGCUGAUAUUGUGCCAUAGUUUUGCUAAAUAUUGUAUUGUUUGGAAAAGAAAUGUUCUCACUACAUAAGACAGUAUUAAGUUUAUGAUUUAUGGUAACCAAAUAUCAACUAUUGGAAGUUUAUUUUCUUUUUUUAGAUAAAAUAUAUUGAGUUUUACCUGUGAUCAUCUUGGUACCGAACAUGUUGUUACAGACAUGGUUUCUUCUUCUCUUCUGUGAAGCUGUUGUCUAUAUAAAACUGUAAAGUGUAUUCUCCUGUGAAGUGGUGUUCUGCGCUGUUAUGACACUGUCCAGUGUUUCCUGUUACAGACUUGUGCUUUUGACCAACAUUUGCUUCCUAUACGAGUAUACUGGAUGCUUCAAAUGUGUACAUGGCACUGUUGAAUUAAACUGUUAAAAACCUUGA
Messenger RNA from Gymnodraco acuticeps, 4118 nucleotides. RefSeq names its product family with sequence similarity 102 member Bb (gene eeig2b). The record is from RefSeq and is a predicted model, not a curated record. The transcript has 11 exons. NCBI's taxonomy places the organism in Eukaryota, Metazoa, Chordata, Actinopteri, Perciformes, Bathydraconidae. The coding region runs from base 131 to 1267 and encodes 378 amino acids.